UGUUGUGUUGUGAGCGCAGUGGGCGAGGGCGUGAAGCGUGUUGUGGCCGAGUGCGGGGGGAGGCGUUUGACCGUUGGUCGAAAUAUUGUGAUGUGACGAGUGCGUGAAAAAUUUUUCUGGGUGGCAGAAUGACCUCAGGCCAGGUGUCUGCUUCCGAGGAUUGCGAUUCAGAUGGCUCUCUCAGCUGGGAGGAUUUCUUUGGCUCGUCGCCCUCGGCGGACCUGGUGCCCACCCUGCUCGGCAUGUACGACGCCCUGGUGGGGCGGCCGUCGCAGGCCUCCCCCCGCGGCCAGGCCUCGGCCCGCCCCGGCGCGCGCCCGCUCAGCGCCAGCUCCAUCGCCUCCUCCACGUCGUCAUCGUCGUCCUCGGGCACCAGCAGCUUCUGCGGCGACGGCAAGCUGCUGGGCUCGGCGCCCAAGUCGUCCGCCUACCUGGCGUCCAUCGAGUCGCUGGAGGACAGCGACGAAGACGCCGAGGAGCGCCGCAAGAGGUUCACCGGCUCCCAAGGCUCCGGGGACAGCGGCGUGUACAGUCCCUGCAGCAACGUCAGUUCCUCGUGCCCGCCGCCGGCCAGGCCUCGCUGCUGCGACCCCCACCUCAGCUACAUGGACCGCAUCGUGAUGGAGGUCGUCGAGACCGAGAGAGUCUACGUGCACGAUCUGCAGCAGAUCAUCGAGGGCUACCUGCGCAGGUGGCGUUCAGCAGCGGACUGCCCCGUCUCCGAGAAGCAACUGGCUGACCUGUUCAGCAACAUUGAGGACAUUUACAACUUCAACAGUGGCUUCUUGAGGGAGCUGGAGCUGUGCGGACUGGACCCGGCGCGGGUGGCGCGGGUGUUCGUGGGCAACAACGCCGGCUUCUCCGUGUACACCCAGUACUGCACCAACUACCCCAGGACGGUGUCGGUGCUCACGGAGCUGAUGAGGCAGGAGGCCACGGUGUGCUGCUUCAGGGAGAGGCAGUCCAGCCUGCGCCACACCCUGCCGCUCGGCUCCUACCUGCUCAAGCCCGUCCAGCGGAUCCUCAAGUACCACCUGCUGCUGCAGAACAUCGUGAAGAACUCCUCGGGGGAAGCAGCAGGCUACUCGGACAUCGUGGAUGCGCUGGCGGCCAUGACGGGCAUCGCUCACCACAUCAACAACAUGAAGCGGCGACACGAGCACGCCAUCCGAGUGCAGGAGAUACAGUCUCUCCUCUACGGCUGGGAGGGCGAAGAUCUGACAACGUUCGGGGAGCUGUGUGCGGAGGGAACGUUCCGGAUGUCUGGGGCGAAAGCACUGCGGCAUGUCUUUCUCUUCGACAAGAUGCUUCUCAUCACGAAGAAGAAGGAAGAAGCUACCUUGGGCUACAAGGCUCACAUCAUGUGCUCAAACUUGAUGCUGAUAGAGAGCGUACCUGGGGAACCGUUCAGCUUCCACGCCAUCCCGUUCGACAAUCCUCGUGUGCAGUACACGUUACAGGCCCGCAACUUGGAGCAGAAGCGGGAGUGGACGCUCCAGUUGAAGCGAGUGAUACUGGAGAACUACAACGUGGUGAUCCCGUCGCAUGCUCGUCAGCUCGUCAUGGAGCUGGGGCAGAGCCGCACUGACGAUGAGAUAAUGGCGGAGAAGAGCACUCCGAAGCGACAACACUCUGCGCCAGAGUACCUGGAGAAGAGGAAGCAGGAGCGACAGCGCAGGAAGUCGGAGACAGGCCUGCGGAACAGGCUGCACCGCAGUAGGAAGUCCGAGGCCAGGAAUGUUGGCAAGUCCGAUGCGGACAGGCGUGAGCGGCGAGCUUCCAGCAGCAGUUGCGACCGCAGUCAGAGCAGAGAGCCCAGCUCCACCCCGAUCAAAAUUAAGGAGAGGUUUGGUAGCUGGAGGCGCAAGUCCGAGCCAGGCUGUUACACGAGUUCUGCCCCGGCCUCGCCGUCUCUAGAUCACAGCAAACUGAGCAUAGCUCACGACGACGGGACUCUCAACGUCGAAGCAGGUCUCGCGUCGCCAGAAAUACCACCAGAUCGCGGCCCAGGAGAGGAGAAUGCAAAUAGCAAUGUGGACAUCUCGCCGGGAUUACAGGUUGCUGCUGAAAGUGAUGGCGAGUUGGCAGAAAGUAAGGAAAAUAUAGCAGAGGCUGGCGAUGAAUCGAAAACACUCGAAGAUAUCGUAGGCCAACUGCUGAUGGAGAACUUAGAGUUCCAGAAGAUCCUCAAGAGGCAGCAGCGUCACUUGAAUCAGAGGAGUCGCUGGGUUCCUCCAGGCGUGAGCAAGCUCUCUAAGGACGAGACCAGUGAUGAUGACGAGGGUCUGUACGAAACAUUCGCUCCACCAUCUCCUGCUCCUUGCAGUUUGCAAGGGCCAGCUUAUCGAGCCCAUCGUCAUGCCCACAUGAGACUGUUGCGUAAUGAACAUAAAAUUCUCUCCUCGAGGCGAAAUGAAUUUCAUCCAGAAAGUGAUGGCGACUAUGUCACGUUAAUGUACCACAGGCAGAGCCAAAAUGCAUUGCUGCAAGUUCCAGGACAGAAACAUUCACCUUGUGUUCUUCGAAGCACUAAAUCUGCAGAUGCACUUGUAGGAGAUGCCAUAUUAAAUGCAGACGAAGAAAGGAAGAGUAGCAUUUGGGUCCAAAAUCAAUCGAGACUUGAGAAUGAAGAGCAGGAGGGUUUCGGAAACUAUGACAAUCUGGAGCGCAUCUGGGAGACAGUCCGCAAGCAGCAGGAGGAGAUCCAGGUCCUGGCGAACGCAGUUGAAGGUGACAAGCUGCCUCCAAGUGUUCCCCCGCGGGUGCUGAGUCCCAACUUGCCGGCGGUGUGGCUGAAACAACAAGGAGAGCACCUGGCGGUGUCCACUCAAAAGUCCGGGUCCCUGCCUCGCAGCUUUCAGGUGGGCAACGAGACAGAUAGAUCUAGUUUCAGGCCUCGGCUGCUGACCAGAGAUGGGAAACCAUGCUCGGACAGGCCUUUCACGAUCGCCUCGGACAAACCUCAGGAGAUAAACUUUGACGAUAUUGAGCGUUACAUCGAACAAAGUAACACAGCGCACACUCGAAACAGGUUCCCUCUUCACGGAGACACGACAGAAGAGGAUAGUACGACUGAAUACGCAACAACUCCCAACCGUAGCCUGGACGAGCUAAACGUCCAUCCCGACUACAAAAUCUACAGACCUAGCAUAUCAUUAAAAUACAUGAUAUCGAGCGUGAGUAGCAAGUUGGCAAGUUUGCGGGCGAGUUCGGAAACCCUCGAUGCGGAAACGGAGAGAGAAAAGAUCUUGCGGCGGGAAAGGCGAGCGAGCAAGUUCGUGCACGCUUUCGCUCGCCAGUACGGCAACAUGUUGCGGCAGCGUAUUCGGAAUCUCGUGGGCGACGAGACGGAAGAGAUUUACAACACUCCCAACCUCGCAACACCCGCCACUCACAACUCUCAGCUCCCCAUCUACAAACAAGGGAGCUCUAGCCUCGGUGCUCGAAUCGCACAUUGUUCAGACUACGCCAAUCCUCGCAUCCUCUUUCCGAACAUAGGGCAGAAGACGACCUCGGACAUGAAUUUCAAGUCUUACGUUCCCACCUGGUCCUCCAGCGAAGGAGAUAAAUCUUCAGCACAGAAUGCGGAUGUUUGCCGCAGAACGACCCCACCGCAGAGCGAGACGUGUCUCCCUCCGUCAAGCAUGAUGUCCGCCUCGCCGAGCUCGGAAGACUUCAACGUGAGCGACGGGUCGGCAGACAGCUACUACGAGAGGUCGUUCGAGGCCAUCGAGUCGCUGAUGGAGACGGACGCGCUGAGGGACUCGGCGGUGUUCAGCGACCAGGAAGAUGCGGCGGCCGACAAGCCUCGCAAGGUGCGGCCCCCGGUGCCCGCGAAGCCCCCGCGGCUGCGGCCCGAGGAGCGGCUGGUGCGGGGGCUGGAGGGCAUCAGCAGCUCCGUGCGCGAGAGGCGGCGCGAGCUGGAGCGCUGGAAGGCAUCGCGGGAGGACGACACCAGCUCCCAGCACUCCGCUGCAUCCACGGUGGUGGAGGUCAGGGUGGUGGAGGACGGCGGCACGGGAGGGGGCAAGGGCUGGGUCAGACACGUCAUCGGCAAGCUGCAGGGAGACGUCGUACACUUCUCCCUGAAGCACACCUAGCCCGCCAGUCCAGCGAUCUGCAGUCCCCUUUUAUUGCACAGUGUGAGCUGUGAAAUACAUGUUUCAUGGUAUUUCUAAAGCCUCGUUGACAUGGCGAUAAUUACUAUUGUUUUUGAUACUAUCACAAUACUCUCAUCUUGCAUAGUGGUGGAUCCAGGUGGCAAAAAUGAGUUGAUAGCCCCCUUCCCCAUCUCCUAUUUUUAAAAGCUUUGAUGGUCAUAAAAUGUGAGUUGGUACCAAAAAAACAGCUGGCUCUACCUCUGUUCUUGUUCUAAUAACAGUACACGUGCACUUCUGACAUCAUGUUGAGUUAUUUAGUUGAGAGAGUACAUACUCGUGAGAAUGCUCCACAUUAUCAUGUUUGUGUACUUUGCCUGAACACACAUUCCAUGUUGAUUAGUGUGUCUAAUAGUUGGCUUCUUAUGCUGCAUUGUGCUCUUUUUAACAAACUGAUAUACAAAUCUUUCCCUUAUGGUUUUUUUUUGUUGCUAUUAUGACAAUGAAACCAUUUUUGCCACAAAGUAAGCGACACCCCAUUAACCAUUGAGCAGAAGUCUUUUAUGCACAUCGAAACAGAUACUUUCACAACGUAACUAUCGUUCACUCUUGUGACAGAACUUUGUGAUAGAACUCUCUGUGUCAACCAGGUUUACAGCUUUACAAACCAAAAUGUUUGGUAAAUUUUCGUGUAUGCUAGUGGUACAAAAUGACUGAAUUCUCUGUAAAAUCUUUAUCUGUUCUCAUGACAGAGAAAAAGUGCCAAACAUUUUUUGUCUGUUACCUAGCUGUGCUUCCAGUACUUUUAUUCUUAUGAAAAAUAUUUUGUACAGUUAUCUCAAACUUCUUCAUGUAUUUAACGUAAAGCUGAAUCAUUCUAAUGCCAUGUAAUGACAUUGUGACUUUCAUAUUCAAUCAACUAAUAUUAUUAAUGUUACAAUUACAUUACAUAUACUAUAAUAAUUUUCUGCAACAGUUGCUCAGAAGAUCUUUCUUAGAAAUUUUUCAACAUUUUGAUAGAAUAUCAUAAGUAGGUUUUGAAAUUAUGUAUUUCAUCCAUAAAGUGUACAUUCUUGAAAAUUUUAAUCCUGUAGUUGACAAUACUGCAGUCAAUAAAAUAUCUACAGCAUUAUUUUAAUUUUCACUGUUUAAAAUUUAAGAGGUCUUGAAAUGUAAUUUAUAAAUUGAGUUUUUUUAUAUUUCAUGUUAUUUAUUUUUUGUAAGAUUUAAAUUUAUUUCAUAACAUUAUAAAUGAAGUUGCUCAGAGCAAUGACAAAGUCUGUGAAUUCAUAGACGCAGUUACUUUGGUUAAAAUUAACCUCCCGUAAAAAUUGUCUUUUUGAGAUUGUAGUAUAGAAUUAUUUAAACCUAGAGUGAUCUCUUAGACCAAUAUUUUAAGUAGUAAUUUUAAGCUUUACUGAAUAAUUCAAAAACCAUCGAAAUUUACGUCACAAAUAUUUUUCUUUUACAUUGGUAUGUUGAUCUGUUGACUGUUGUGAUCAAGUGUUUGACUGAAACCUUUGUGCUGUGUUGUAUCAGAUGUGUUUACUAUACUCGUUGCUCCCCGGGUAAACACAGUAACACAACUGAACCUCUAAACUCCAAUGCACUUGUUCAGUACGAGUGCAGAGUUUUGUGUUGGUGUUUUCGAAGGAUCACUUGUAUUUUUCAGAGCUUUCUGUUUUAGUUAAAUAUCAGAGCUGACAACACACUACAUAAAUAAACUGCCUACAUGGAAACCCAGCCAUCUGCUGGGAUAAGGUUUUACAUGUUAAAUAUUAUUUAGCACAAUUAAACUAUUUUUCAGAAUAUCACAUUCAAACAAAUCUCACACUGUGCAUUGCCAAGACAAGAACAUGGCUAUAAGAAGGUCAGUACAAAAAAUUAUUAUUUUGUGUUUAAAUGUUUGACACACACUUACAAGAACUUCUUUGUAAUUUUUUUUCUUUUAUGGCCAUGUUCUUUGCUUUACAAUACGUUGCGUGGUUUUUGUUUUGUGAUAAAAGGUUAAUAAUGCCAGAUAUUAAUUAACCUGUACAAUCAUAUCAAUGUGCAUGUUUGGGUCUCCAGGUAGACUGCAUUAUGCUCGUAAUUAAAGAGGGAAAAAAACAUUUAUUGUAAUCUCAGUAUUCCAAGUACAUUGUUAUGUUGUUUGUACUCAGUCAUAUGUAGAACUAUCUUGAGGGAAUGGAAAGUGCAAGUCAUCCAGAUAGUUUCAGAUUUCUCUCAAGAAAAUAGUUUCUUAGAAAACAACCAUGUAUCCAGGUUUGUUUAAACCAUCACACCAAUCAUUAUGCUGUUUUUUCAUUCAGAGUACAAUACCCACGUCUAUUUGAAAUGAACGUUCUGCCUCAUUAUGUAAUAAUUGUGCAAAUGAAUUGAAGUUAUGAUGCCCUACAAUUUUAAUUUCUGUAGUUGUGGUUUUCCUAUCCAUAUAUGUGACUGAACUAUUGGUAACUAUCUACACAGUUUAAAUAAUAAUUGUAAAACAUGUUAAAAAUACAUUACAUUCCUGAACUUUGUUUAAAGCAAAACCAUGGCAGACCAUGUACCAUUCCAUUGUUAUCAAAGCCUAUGUUUCACGUGCACAGCACAUUUGAAGCCCAACCCACUUUAUAUAAGAACAGGAGAGAACUUGCCUUGUAGUUCCUAAUGUAUAAUGCUGCACAUGGUUAACCAAACCCAGUUUUCUUUUCGUCAACCAUUCACGUCACAAAAAAAAAAAAAAAAAAAAUUUCACAGAGCAAUUUAACGUUAAGUUCUCUCGGUGGUUUUUUAAAGAUAACUAUAACAAUUUUACAUUUAUGAUUAUUUUGAAAUAACCUUUAGUACAAUGUGCUAUUCAGCACAAGAAAACAUUUACUUUCACAAGGUUUGCUAUAGCUCCGUAUAAUAUUGCCAUAUUAGAAUAAAAGUUAAACUACUUUAAAUGUCUUAUUUUACAAAUACCUUAAUUAUUUGCCAUGACAUAUCACUAUACAUAUUACCCAUUGUUAGAAGAAUCUACAAGUGUUUAUAUGCUAGUUAGCAGCUACCAAAUGUUUAUUUUGUACUUAACAUAUGAUUGUUAUUUGACUGCCAUUUAAGCUUUUUAUAGUAUUAUUUGUCCAAUUUAAAAUAGUUUUAAGAGAUAAAUAAAUAUGAAUACUAUUAUAUUGAUAGUGAUUGAUAAUUGCCAUAUUUGUAUAGCACUGAAAUUGUUACAUUAUUCAGAAGCAAUGAAUUUUAAUGCAAAUGUAAAUUGUUGAGUACUGGUAACGUUAUUGUUACACAAAAUUUUUUUUUUGCAUCAAACACAGUUUGUUGUUGUAAUUAGAUGUAUAUAUAUUUUCUUAAUAAUUUUGAUGUUGUAUAUUACUAAGUGUCAGAAAAUGUGACAAUAAAUUUUGUGAUAUAAGAAUAAAGUUGCCGCUAAAGA
Bacillus rossius redtenbacheri is the source of this 7515-nucleotide messenger RNA. RefSeq lists its product as uncharacterized. Gene Ontology annotation, biological process: intracellular signal transduction. The record is from RefSeq and is a predicted model, not a curated record. Lineage: Eukaryota; Metazoa; Arthropoda; Insecta; Phasmatodea; Bacillidae. The transcript is spliced from 14 exons. Gene Ontology annotation, molecular function: small GTPase binding; guanyl-nucleotide exchange factor activity. Bases 129 to 4100 code for a protein of 1323 amino acids.